CUCAAACCCAGGAUAGAAGCCAGGCAUACAACGCAUCCAGCAAAACUGCCAAAUCCUUGUGUGCUUGCACGCCUGUGCAUAUGUGUGUAUGUGUGUGUUCUGUGCAUGCAACUGUAUUCCUCUGCCUCCCCCUCCUUUCCUACUCUCUCCUGCUGGCAUCAUCUCUCGCCCUUCAUCAGGGAUGGUGAGGGAGUGUUUAUGAUCCAGGCAUCUGCGCAGAUUGCAAGCAGCCCUAUUCUGCUGUGGAUUCAAGCAUCUUCCUGCAUGGAAUUCAGGGCAUGACAACAUGCAUCACUUGUCGUUUCAGAGCAUGUGCUACAACUCACACGGAAUGAUGGAGGACCAACAGCUUCCUGGAUAAAACCGGCAAACUAAAACAUUACAUCUCAAAUCAUGCAUUUAAGGUGGGUGGAAAGAUGUAGCUGAGGAAAAAACAGACCAGAAUCUUGACCAAUCACAAACUCAGGUCAUCCCUGAAAGGGGCGUGGCCUGUGGACUACUGCCUAACAUGUCCAAGAAAGCACCCAGUGGGCGGGGCAAAGGGGAGCGCCCUGAUGCCAUGGCAGCCCUGCAAGCCGCCAAUGAGGAGCUGAGGGCCAAACUCACAGAAAUCCAAAUUGAACUGCAGCAGGAGAAGAGCAAGGUUAGUAAGCUGGAGAGGGAGAAGUCUCAGGAGGUUCGUCAUGAGCAGCACAAGUCAACGGUGGUGGUGACCGAAUUAAAAGCCAAACUGCACGAAGAGAAACUUCGGGAGCUGCACAGUGUCCGGGAGACACUCCUUCGCCAACAUGAGUCUGAAAUGGUGCGGGUCAUUAAGAUCAAAGAUGGAGAGAUCCAGAGACUCCAGGCGCUUGUUAGUGCCCUCAGAGAUGGAUCCACCGAUAAGGUGAAGACCGCACUGAUGGCAGAGUCACGAGAUGAGGCCAGGAGGAGUUUCGAAGGCGAGCGCAUUCGACUGCAGCAGGAGAUUACCGAGCUGAAGGGGGUGAAAAGGCACAUGGAGGAUGCAUUAAGUGUGGCUGUACAAGCCGACAAGACCAAAGCUGCUGAGAUCCGGAGUGUGUACCAUCUACACCAGGAGGAAAUCAACCGCAUCAAGAGAGAGUGUGAAAGAGAGAUCCGCAGACUGAUGGAUGAGAUUAAAGUAAAGGAGCGUGCAGUCUGUGGGCUGGAGAGAGAGCUCAGUACUCAGGCGGGCCACACGUGGAGGCUACAGCAGCAGAAACAGGCUGUAGAGACUCAGCUGGCCCUGCUGCGAGACUCCAGCCCCAGACGAGAAGGCCCUUUCUCGCCCGACGCAGCAGAGAACACAGCUAACCCUGUACAGCAGUUGGAUGAGAAGGACGCUCGACGUUUCCAGCUGAAAAUAGCAGAACUGAGCGCUAUUAUCCGCAAACUAGAAGAUCGCAAUGCUCUGCUGUCAGAGGAACGCAAUGAACUGUUAAAGCGUCUCCGUGAAGCUGAAAGCCAGUAUAAACCGGUACUGGAUAAGAACAGACGCCUGAGUCGUAAAAAUGAGGAACUGGUUCACGCACUGAGACGCAUGGAAAACAAACUGCACUUCGUCACUCAGGAGAACAUAGAAAUGAGAGAGAAAGUGGGGACGAUACGGAGGCCCAGCUCUCUAAACGAUCUGGAUCAGAGUCAAGAGGAAAGAGAGAUCGAGUUUCUACGACUGCAAGUGUUGGAACAACAGAACAUAAUCGACAAUCUGUCCAAGGCUCUGGAAACAGCUGGAUACGUAAAGACUGUGAUUGAGAGAGACAUGCUGUUAAGAUACAGGAGGCAGGACAGUCUGCGCAGGAAGAAGCCAUUCAGAACCUGUAGGCCGGUGGUGGAGACGUUUUUUGGCUAUGAUGAAGAAGGCUCUAUAGACUCAGAUGGCUCAUCUAUUUCCCACCACACUGACAGAACGCCAUGCACACCCGACGAUGACCUCGAAGAGGGAAUGCUUAAAGAAGAAACAGAGCUACGUUUCCGUCAGCUGACAAUGGAGUAUCAGGCUCUUCAGCGAGCGUAUGCUCUCCUGCAGGAACAAGUCGGGGGAACAUUUGAUGCAGAGAAGGAGGUCAAGACUCGAGAGCAACUGCAGGCUGAACUGAUCCGGUAUCAGACCAGAAUAUCAGAUCUGGAGUGUGUUCUGAGUCAACAGGGACAGGAUAUGAAAUGGAUUGAGGAUAAACAAGCUUUAUACCAACGCAACCAGGAGCUUGUAGAAAAGCUUAAAAACAUGGAGACAGAGGAGACCCGACUUAAAAAUGAAAUUCAGGAUGCGAAAGACCAAAAUGAACUCUUGGAGUUCAGAAUUCUUGAACUUGAAGAAAGAGAGAGAAGAUCUCCAGCCAUAAACUUCCAUAACAUUCAUUUUGCUGAGGGCAUGAGUGCCCUACAGAUCUACUGUGAGGCAGAGGGCAUUACUGAAAUUGUGAUCACAGAACUGAUGAAGAAACUCGACAUUCUGGGGGAUAACGCCGUAAGUAAUCUGACCAAUGAGGAGCAAGUGGUGGUUAUUCAUGCCAGAACGGUAUUAACCUUAGCAGAAAAGUGGUUGGAGCAAAUCGAGGUCACCAAAUCAGGAUUACAUCAGAAAAUGUUGGACAUUGAAAGUGAAAAGGAGCACUUUAGCACACAAAAAGGAUAUUUAGAUGAGGAGUUGGACUACAGGAAACAGUCUUUGGAUCAGGCACAUAAGCACUGCAGUGAAUCAGUGAUCUAUGAGGAGGACUAUUUCUGCAUUCCUGGGACCCCUGGUGGUAAAUAUGUGUCAUCACAUGCCCACACCCCUGUUUCCUCUCUCUCGUUUCUUUCUAAGCGUAUCCUCGAGUUGGAGGCGAUGCUGUUCGAUGCACUGCAACUGGAAGAGACUGGCGGGAAGGUAUCUGAGCUGCUGACAGAGCAGGACCGUGAUUCGCUGAGAGAAGCUGUCAAUCAGUGGAAGAGGCAGGUCCUCAGUGAAUUACGAGAGAGAGAUGCUCAGAUACUCAGAGAGAGGAUGGAACUGCUGCAACAUGCUCAAGUGAGAAUAAAAGAGCUGGAAGAAUGGAUAGAGACACAGAAACGACAAAUAAAGGAACUAGAAGAAAAACCUUCAUUCUUUGGUCGUAGCUCUUCCAGCAAGAAAGAAAGGAUGUUACGUGGCUUAGUGGACCCUGGACACAGGCUUCAAGUGUUCUAUCUUCUGUAACAGAGGAGCGGCCACACUUGUGUCAUCAGAGGUCCCAGCCAUCAAUUCUGUGCUGAUACGAGACUUUAAACUGUUCACAUCAACUUAAACUGGCCUCUUCAUGACCUGCGGCUAAUGGAAUAUGGUGCUGUCUCUAUCUUGUGUUUUUAUCCUCCUGACCUUUUAAACUUUGCUUUGUGUGACCUCGUUGCGUGUGGAAUUUAAGGACUCUUAAAUUGAAAUGCUCUCUCCUUUCCCUGCCAAGCAGGUGGUUGCUGGAGGCUGCUUCCCUUUGGAAGCCUGAUGGAAUGAGAGGUGUUACAGUAAAAUCCUUCCUCCCACUGUUUACACUCACUCUACUGUGGUUCCUGGUGGCACGUCAUAGUCAUGGUGCUGGCGUGGUGGCGCUAGCCCCUUUCUGUGCAAUGUUAGAAAUGGACCUGAAAUUUAAAUGUUGGAAUUAAAACAUGUCUGGUUUUCUAAUGUAUAGGAGCAGUAUUUCAAAUAAAUUUAUCAGAGGAAGACUGAUA
This is a messenger RNA of Xyrauchen texanus (razorback sucker), 3693 nucleotides long. Its product is annotated as janus kinase and microtubule-interacting protein 3-like. The record is from RefSeq and is a predicted model, not a curated record. The coding region runs from base 509 to 3184 and encodes 891 amino acids. NCBI's taxonomy places the organism in Eukaryota, Metazoa, Chordata, Actinopteri, Cypriniformes, Catostomidae. The transcript has 25 exons. Gene Ontology annotation, molecular function: microtubule binding; kinase binding.